Molecule: messenger RNA, 453 nt
Organism: Adineta steineri
Lineage: Eukaryota; Metazoa; Rotifera; Eurotatoria; Adinetida; Adinetidae
Source: the annotation of a GenBank genome assembly
AUGACGCGUCAUAAACGACGUCAUUCAUCUGAUCGACAUAGUGAAGACGAACGAUCACGUUCAUCCUAUCAUCAUAAAACUCGUCGACAUUCAUCGAUAAAUAAUGAAGCAAAUAAUUCAUGUGAUAGACGAAGAAAUACUCGAUCAAGAUCAACAUCUUCAUCGAUAUCAUCAUCAUCAUCAUCGACGACAACAUCAUCAUCUUCUCGAUCAGGUGAUUCUCAACGACGAAAAAAUACACCAAAUUCACGUCAUCGUCAUUCAAAACGAAUAUAUGACAACGACCGACAACAACGACGACCACAUCAUAAUCGUCGUCGUCAACGAUCAAAAUCACGAUCAAGAAGACGGUUAGUUCUUUUUUUUGUUAAUUUUUGUAAAGAAAUCAUUCGAGAUAAUAUUUAUAUUUCGAAUACAUCUCUGAAGAUCUUUCAUGUUGUAAUACGAUACUAG